ACAGAGCCAGUGCGCUAAAAGUAGUUAAUCCUAUAACCGUCGGGCAAGGAUAGCAUAGCAGCUAUCUCGCAAUACUUUGUCUUUUUCUUGGUAAAAAACUUAACGGUGUUUAAUCACUGCCGUGCUAAGCUGUUCUAAUAUGCAUCGACAUACAUUCCCAUGAGUGUUGUAGUGUGAUUACCUCCAUCUGCCGUGGCCUAUAUUGAUGUCGCACGCAACACCUGGUCAAGGUAUAGACUGGCGGCAAGAUCAAAGAGAUCGAUGUAAUUGACGUUGAGGGGGUUCCCAGUGUUAAGUCUCAUACGGUGAAUGGAACUGCUUCACGGAGGACAUGUUUUCUCCAACUUCUUGAAUGGUGCAGACCAUGUAAAAAUGUGUUUUGAUUUCUUUUUCUCGACUGUUAAAAUGAAGAUCAAAAUCUGUCGUGGCGUUCAUAAAUUCAGUUUGUUUUCGUUUCUGCUUUUCUUGUCAACUUUCACACCAGCCAUGUCAGCGAGUGCUACAUCCAGAAAGUUUCCACCACUCUUUAACGCUGCCAAAGGCAGGAAUAUCUGGACAGAACCCUCGGCGAGUACUUGUGGAUUACCUCUGAGAAAUGCCUACUGUCGGAGUUCCACUCUGUCGCAUUCUGUGGAUACUUGCUUGCAGCGUUUCUGUGUUCAAACGUGCACUAGUAGAACGCGACUUCCACCUGCAAUCAAUCUCUUGGAUGCUUUAAGUCCCGGUCUCCCCACCUGUGUUAAUACGGACACUGUGAAUGUAAGACCAAACAGUUCUGUGGAGCAAUAUUCUACAGUGAUUUCUAGCGCGGGAGACAAAUGUUACCUUCUUUCAACAUUCUCACCAAAUAUUGGUAACAGUGGAGCCUUUUCCAUUUCUGUUUGGUGCUGGAUAGAAAACACUAAACCUGGAAUUCUCGUUCAGAAGACGCGGGCUGAUAAUGGUGAUUUAAUACUGGAACUGCUGGCGAGUCCCCAGGGUUUGAUCUUUAACUACAAGUCUGCCAGCAGUUUGUCCUCAGUCACACUUGAUGAGGUCCUUCCUCUCAGACAAUGGAUCCAUUUAGUUCUUCAGGUUUACAACACAUCUGUAAGUUUCUUCAUAAAUGGCACUGGUCCUGGAUUCUCGGCAGCAAGGACAUUUACACUGGUCAGCCAGGUACAGGAUGUGUCAGGUCACUUCCGCAUCGGUCAGAACACUGGUGGUACAUCACAGUUUAUUGGAAAACUUCAAAACUUCCGUUUCUUUUCAUCAGCUCUAACCAACAGAGAAGUUGCACAGGUAUAUUCAGGUGUUUUUCCUGAGGUGAGGAUUCAGUCUGACUGUCGCUGUCCCGAGAGUCACCCCCGCAUCAAGGCUCAGAGCUCGCACUACUGCAUUGCCAACGGCGUGCCAGACAACGCUGGCAGUGACGUGCUGCGGUUCAACAAAGAGUCCCACCCCUUGGAAUACGCCAAUGAUGGUGACAGUAACAGUAUCUGGGUGUCCAAGUUUGUUGACCGACUCAACAUAACCAUUGACCUGGGGGACGAGUUUCAGGUGUUUCUGGUGAUUCUCCAGUUCUAUGGACCCCAGCCUAAAGCUGUGAUAGUUGAGAGGCAGUACCAGGGCUCUAGUACCUGGGAAACAUGGCAGCUGUAUGCUGACGACUGCAAGACUUACUUCAACAUCACCAACAAUGGCCCACUUCCCACACCAUCAUCUUACAACUGUCUCCAGUUCAGAACUCAAAAUGUUCCAUACUCCAAAGGUAACAUCACAUUUAAUCUUCUUGCCCCUGAGCCUGUUGCACGUCCUGGGCACAGUGAUUUCUACAACACACCAGAGCUUUUCCAGUUUGUGAAGGCGACCAAGAUCAGACUCCAGUUCAUUGACCAUUUCUAUGUGAAAAAUGCAAGACAUAAAUACUAUGGACUGUACGAAUAUAUCAUUAGUGGAAGGUGUAACUGUCAUGGACAUGCUAAAGAUUGCCAGAGAGCAGUGUUACCUUACGUGUGUGCUUGUACCCCAGCCAGUCACACACGGGGAAGACUGUGUGAUGAAUGUGAACCUCUGUUCAACAACAAGCCAUUCCGUCGUGGUGACCAAGUCAAGGACUACAACUGUCAGCCCUGUGAAUGCUACGGACACGCAGACAGCUGUGUGUAUGACCCAUCCCUCGACCCAUUCCCUAAAGACUUUGACCGGGGUGGUGGCGGAAAGUGUGUUGACUGCAAGCACAACACGACCGGCCGGUUCUGCGAUGUCUGUGUAGACUUCUUGUACCGACCAGAAGGCCGGAGUUAUCACGCACUCGAUGUUUGUCUCCCUUGUCAUUGUAAUGAUGCUGGUGUCAAGGGCAAUGACAUGAAUUGUAAUAAGGAGGGAGGCCAGUGUAGUUGUAAGGUGUUGGCUGCAGGUCGACGUUGUGACAGCUGUAGAACGGGCUACUACAACCUGACGUCCACCAACCCAGUCGGGUGUGACUCCUGUCUCUGUCACACCCCGGGGACCGAGGGAUCCAAUGUGUCGUGUGAUCUCAAAACGGGGCAAUGCAAAUGCAAGAAAAAUGUCAGAGGUAUUCGAUGCAAGUUCUGUGGUUAUGGGUUUUACCACCUAGACUCAACAAAUCCACUAGGCUGUACUCCCUGCGACUGCGACCCUAUUGGAUCCACCGGCAUGUUCUGUGACCCUAAGACUGGUGAAUGUAACUGCAAAGACAACGUCUUCAGCCAGAAAUGCAACCAAUGCAGGGACAAGUUCUACAACUUCAGUGCUGGCUGUCUAGCAUGUCCAUGUUCUGCAGCCGGCACGGAACCCAACACUGUGUGUAACAAAGAAACAGGACAGUGUUUCUGCAAAGCCAACACCGAGGGCAUCAACUGUGACCAGUGCAAAAAUGGGUCCUACAGCUUGGGAAGCUCUCCGGAAUUCGGCUGCGAGAAAUGCAUCUGUGAUCCAAGAGGAACACUCAGUGAUGUGGCUCGCUGUAACAAAAUGACCGGGAGCUGUCUGUGUAAGAAUCAGGUCAGGGGCCGGAGGUGCAACCAGUGCAAGCAGGAUUCCUGGGGUCUGGACGCCAACAAUCCUCUUGGAUGUAAGCUGUGUAAUUGCAGUCUGUCUGGAACCGUUUCCAGUAAAGGUGCCAAUGAGCCGUCCUGUAACCAGAACACCGGUGAAUGUGCCUGUCUGUCCAAUAGGAUUAGCAGGGACUGCAGUGAUUGUGAAGCAGGAUUUUACAUAUCACUUGAGGGUGGCUGUAAACCAUGUGAUUGUCACCCAGAAGGGACUUUGCCUGGAACUUCUUGUAACUCUCUCACUGGGCAAUGUGAAUGCAGGGGAGGUAACUCUGGUGUGACAGGACGUGGAUGUUCGGAAUGUUUGCCUGCGUAUUACAACUUUGACAGCAGAACAGGAUUAUGCACACCAUGCCAGUGCAAUGAGGCUGGAAGUUUGAACAACACGUGUAGCCCAAUAACUGGCAUGUGUUUCUGUAAGCAGUUUGUCAUAGGAAAACAGUGCAACAUGUGUGUGAAUGGGUCCAGUAGUCUGGACGCCAACAACCCUUUUGGAUGCAGCAAAGCCCCUGCCCAGCAGCCUCCACCAACUCACAUUCCACUGUCUUCCACAUCGAUUGCUCUGUCCUGGGGUCCACCUGAUUAUCCCAAUGGAAUCAUCAAGCAGUAUAACAUUGUCAGAAAUGGAACAAUUCUAACACACCUGGACAAUUUUAUGUUUAAUUACAAUGACACCAACCUAAAGCCCUACACAUUAUAUGCAUACAGCGUUGAAGCGGUGAACUCGUUUGGAACAACACGCAGCACGACCGUCAUAUUCCGCACUCUGGCCGGCAAACCCAGCAGUGACGCUAUGCUGUCCAUCUCGGACAUCCGGUCCCACUCCGCCCUGUUCUCCUGGACCCCUCCCUCCAACAUGCAUGGACCCCUGGAGAAGUUCACCCUCUUCUCACGGACUCCCAGCAGUCCGGAUGCUGACCUGGUCCACUGGGAGGGAAAGCAACAGAGGGUCAAUCUAACAGAUCUGAUCCCGUUCACCAACUACAGCUUCACGGUGCAGACGUGCACGUCUGGAGGUUGUUCUCUGAGUAAUGUGGUGAUGCUCACGACCUUGUCGUCGGUUCCUGAAGGUCAACAGGCUCCAGUUAUUACUCCUGUUGGGAGCACGAAGCUCUUUAUAAAAUGGGAUCAUCCAAAAUAUCCAAAUGGAAUCAUUAUAAUCUAUGAACUAUGGAUGCAGGGACUGCCAGAUUCUAAUGGUAUAAGGAAACCUAUUCUCAAGAGAAUCUUUUUUUCAAGUGGUCAGUACAACCCGCGUCCAGUAACCAACCCCCAGGAGAACGCUCUGUCUCCUCCCAUCACCAAUUUCACAGUGAUGGGACUGGAACCUUUCACACAGUAUGAGUUUCAGGUGCUGGCACAGAAUGAUGCUGGAAAGGCAGCUAGUCCAUGGACUCCCGGACGAACAGGAGAGGCAGCUCCUCUGUCAGCCCCUCCUCCAACCAUUGUGGGCAUCAGCAGUACUGAACUGAUGAUCAAGUGGCAGGCUCCGAAACCAGACGAAUCCCGCGGCAGUAUAACUAGCUACAAACUGUACCAGCUUAAGAUGCGUGAUGCACUGGACACAUUCGCUCCUCCUUCAUCAUGGAAGCUGAUAUUUGAAAAUCCAAGUGAAGUGUUUUCAUUCAGUGUGUCGGGUUUGAGGCCGUAUUCUGAGCACACGUUCAAGAUUGAGGCAUGUAACAGCAUUGGCUGCAUCAACAGCACCACAGCUUCAGGACGGACCCUACUGGCAGCUCCUGAAGGUGUACGAAAGCCAUUUGUUGAUGGAUAUAACUCGAGCGUCAUGAAAAUCAUUUGGAAGCCACCACUCUUUGCAAAUGGCCCACCUCCACAGUACACAGUUGACAAAACACUGAUUGCUUUGAGUUAUCCCCCGGUGGUCGUCAGGGGAACACGAUUUCCUGGAAGUGGAUAUUAUAAGUUUUCCUCCGAUGUUAUUCCACAGAAUGUCGCAUUUACAGGAGUGCGUUUUAAGUUUAGAAUGAAGAAGGAGGAUAACCUGCGAAUGAUGUUUUAUACAUCGUCGCCCAACCAGGAUGAGUUUGUGGCCAUUCAGUUUCAGAAUGGUCGACCGCGCUGGAUGUUUGACACUCAGAGCUGUUUAACAGUCAUUGACCUUAACGAGACCAUGUUAAUGGAAAAUAAUCACUCGUUAACUGAUGGGGAAUAUCAUUUUGCUGAAGCAAGGCGCAGUGGCCCAACAGGUCGCCUAAUCGUUGAUAACCAGUAUGAAGGAACGAACAGUCUAAGAGACAAGAACUGUAAGGAUGCGACUAUAAUUGGUCAAACAACAGGAGUGUACAUUGGUGGACUGCCAGCUAAUUUUAAAAUCAGGCAGCGCAAGGAAAGAAGAGCAAAGAUAACCCGAACCGGUUUCCAGGGCUGUAUUUCCGACAUCGAGCUCUUGCAGCAAGAAACUCCGGUGGAGGUGUGGAAGAAACUUGACUGGAACGAUGCUCAGUCCUACGACCUGGCCUUCCUCAACUGGGAAGGCUGUCCAGUCAACUUGGACGUGGGAAUUCAUUUCAUGGGAAAAGGAUUUGCAAGAUUGCCCUUUGACAACCAGCGUCAUCUUGGAGGAGAUCAGAUCGACAUCUCGCUGUCAUUCCGAACAGCAAGCCACACAGGAUUGCUUUUCUUUUCUCACGGUGGGACAGGCAUCUACGUGUAUGGGGCGCUCAUCAAGGGAGUUCUGCGGUUUGAAGUCAGCAACAGACUGAAAACGGAGAGCUUCAUCCACGACAAUCCGGAUGUUAACUUCUGUGAUGGGAUGUGGCACACUGUCUUCUUCCAUAAGACUGGUCACCAAGGCAACAUUACAGUCCUCGAUGGAGGGUCGCCAAUGAUUCAAGGGGAUCCAGAAGAGUCUUUUGACAUCCCCACCGUCUCGGAUAUAUCAGUUGGAGGAAUAGAUCCCAAAUCAGAAGCAGCUACAUUUAUUAAGACAAACAACUUUUCUCUUCCCAUUGAAGGUUUUGGUGGUUGCAUCAAUAAGUUUUUUGUUCAUGGGGGAGACUUUGCCUUCCUCGACGAGGCGCUGGCUCAUGCGAACCUCAACAUGGAUGGCUGCCCUCCGGUGCACAGCCUGAACAAGCCGUGUGAGGAGAAACUGGUGGUGAAGGUGUACGAGGGAACUAACACAACCACGUACGAUGUGGGACUGCAGCCUUACACAGAUUAUAUCUACCGUGUGACAGCAUCCAAUGAUGCAGGAUCUGUCAGUGGACCAUGGGGAUAUGGAAGAACAAGAGAAGGAGCUCCAGUUGGUGUUCAGCCUCCAGACAUGGUGCGUGCUCUGACUGGCUACAUGUUCACAGCGAACUGGCCCAAACCAGACAGCACCUCCGGACUUCUCACGAAAUACAUCCUUACAGCAUACAACGUGGAUAACCCAGAGAUCGAUCCAAUCGUGGAGGAAUACACAGACGCUGACACUACUAGCUCCAAUGUGACGGGCACGAUUCCCUACACAAACUACCUUUUGAAGAUAUCUGCAUGUACGUCAGGAGGCUGUACAGAAAGUGAGAAGGGAACACCACUUCUCACACUGGAAGAAGCUCCAGAAAAUGUUCCACCUCCCACAGCCAAAGCUGGACCGACCUUUCUGGAAGUUAGCUGGAAGGAUCCUGCUAAACCAAACGGAAAGAUUACUGGCUAUUAUCUCUUCUGGAACUCAAAACAAGUUUAUGCUGGUGGCUUAAGAACAUUUAACAUCACUAAUCUAAGAGUGUACACAGCCUACCAGUUGUUUGUGAAGACCUGUACCCAGGCUGGGUGUGCAGAAAGUCCAUCUGUAGCUCUGAGCACUGCACAGCUGCAGCCCUCAUCUGUUGACAAGCCAAACGUCCAGGCUCUUGGAUCGAAACGUGUAGAGGUUCGUUGGACUGAGCCAGAUCAUUUGAAUGGAGUGCUGGAGAGAUACAUCCUGUACCUGUCUCGAGCUGAAAACAUGACAGGGAGUGUCGUCUACAACAACUCAGACUUCUUCCUCAGCUACAUCAUCACAAAACUGACUGCAGGAACCACGUACUAUAUCAGGCUGGCUGCUUGUACUGGUGGUGGGUGUAUGACCAGUGAUCCCAGCAAUGUGACAACAGAUGAAGGAGCACCCGAGGGGGUGCCAGACCCCAUCAUCACAUCUCCAAGUCCAUCGGAGCUGAUGGUGGUCUGGGGGGAACCCACGGCUCCAAAUGGAAUGGUUGUUCGCUAUGACUUGUAUCAGAAUGGUAUCAUCGUCUCGAACAGUCUUGUUAGACAGUACAGAGUGGACAGCCUUGAGCCUUACAGCCUGCACAUAUUCCGAGUGGCUGCAUGCACCAUCCAGGGUUGUGGCUUCAGCAACCAGGUGGAGGCUCACACGAUGGAAUUCCCACCCAGAGGCAUCGUGGUUCUCAGUGUCACAGUGAAAACUCCAAGAUCUGUCAAUGCCUCCUGGACUGCUCCAGACAAACCAAAUGGAAAACUUUAUUAUGAUGUGUACUUUGAUGGGAUCUUCUACAAAAAUCCAGACCAGUGGGACUACACGACAGUGAGAGAGAGGCGGAGUCUGUAUCACGACAUCGUUGUCUACCAGAUGGUGACAAUCGGCGGUCUGGUUCCCUUCUCUCAGUACAGCGUCCAGGUGAACGCCUCCAACACAAAGGGCUUUAUUCUCGGCAGCAUGCAGACAAUACGCAUGCCUCCUGGAACCCCUGACGGUGUUCGACCUCCCAGCCUGGUGUCUGAAACAUCGUCAUCCAUCAAGGCAACAUGGCUUCCAGUUGGACGGAUAAACUCCAAUGAGGAGGUGUCAUACUAUCUGCAGUUCAGAGAAAAGAAAGAAGAUGCUGUUAUACAAGAUGUUUUUGGACCAACCACAACAUUCUCGUAUGUGAAGGAGAAUCUGCUACCAUUCACAGUGUAUGAGUUCCGUUUACAGGCGAAGACCAGUGAGGGAACAACCUCAUCAGACUGGGUCUCACAAGUCACCAGACAGGACAAGCCAACUGGCUUUGACCCACCAACAAUAACAGCUGUACAAGCUCGAUACAUCAGCCUGGACUGGAGUCCACCUGUCAACCCCAAUGGCAUCAUCAAGGAAUAUAACAUCUUUCAGAAUGGUGAUCGAAGGACAACUGUUCCAGGCAAUAUCACAGUGUUUCAGGCUGACGGCCUGACUCCAUUCACGUUCUAUUCUUUCAUUGUUGAGGUGUGCACCCUGGCUGGCUGUACUAUUAGUGGUGAAUCAAGCAGAGUCCGCACCUUAGAAGCAGCACCUGAUGGUAUAGCAGCGCCAGUUCUGAAGUCACCCACUCCAGCCUCGGUUGAAGUCAGGUGGUCUAAACCAGCCAAUCCAAACGGUCUUUUAACUGGGUACUCAUUGGAGCGGAAGAUUACCAACACGGAUAAUGUCGAACUUGUGGCAUCAUUUCCAGCAACAGCGGAACUAGCAUACAUUGAUGAAUCAGCCGCACUGUCUCCGUUUACAAAGUACGAUUAUCGUAUUAGAGUUACCAACACCGCCGGGACUGGUGCAGGAGCCUGGGGAUCGGUCACCACUAUGUCAUCACGUCCAGCUGGAGUCUUGCCCCCUAAUGUGAAUAUCUUGGGUCCAACAUCGAUGCGUGUUUCCUGGAAACCUCCCAUACAGCCAAACGGCGUUCUCGAGUCGUACAUCAUCAGACUACCAGAGCCACAGAUAGAGAUACGAAACACGACCACACUGACGGUUGAUGUAACCAAUCUCAUACCAUUCACCAAAUAUGCUGUCACUGUCACCGCUUGUACAUCUGGUGGAUGUACAGAGAGUGUGCCUUUCCAAGUGAGGACGGAUGCAAGCAUCCCAGUGGGUCAGGACCCACCGACCCCGACUGCGAUAUCCCAGUCAAUGAUCUCCGUCUUGUGGCAGAGACCCAAACAACCAGGAGGCCCCUCGGUCAGUUUUGAACUCUCCAGACAAAAAGUGAGACAGCCUCUUGACGGAUCUGUUUCGGACCUGUUGGAAUGGCAGAGUGUGUAUUCUGGGACAGCCUUCUUCUACGAGGACCGUGGGUUGCCCAUGUUUACAACUUACAUCUACCGAGUCACUGUCUUCAAUCAGAUCGGUCAGAUCACCAGUCAGCCCUCCAAGGAAGUGACCACAUUUGGGGGAUUACCACGGCGACCACCCAACAUCACUGUCUCAACUGUUAGUCAUUUGACCCUGCGUGUGGAAUGGACUCUUCCACCUCCAGUGGAACUCCAGGGAGAGGUUCAGAAUCUUACCGUGGAUGCUAGAAGUAAGGGUCAGGUCAUCUCAAAGGAAGCGGACCCAUCAAGUACAAGCCUGGAACUGCACGACUUGGUUCCAAAUGUCAACUACACCAUCAAGCUCACUGUGACUAUAUUUGGUGGAGCCAGUAUUACCAGCAAGCCUGUUGUAGGCAGAACUUCAGAUGGAGCACCAGUUGGUCUAGCUCCACCCAUUCUGACAGUGAUCAGUGAUACGUCUCUGAGAGUUGCCUGGACCGCCCCACAGAAUCCCAAUGGUGAAAUACAGAACUACACCGUCUAUGUGGACAAGGAACAAAUACCAACCAAUCAAACAACGCCAGGAUCCAUGAUUCUUACUGGCCUAGAGCCUUAUACUGUUUAUAACAUUUACGUUGAAGCCUGUACAGUGUUUGCAUGCACCAAGAGUAAAGUUGCCCCGGGGACUACCUCUGAGGCAGUACCUCGGGGAGUGUUUCCUCCUACUCUGUCACCUGUUAAUUCUACAACAAUACUGGUGCAGUGGAAACUUCCAGAACACCCGAAUGGGAUCAUCAUGAGAUACGACAUCAGAAGGAUGAAUUUGAAAGAUUGUAACAAUGAAUCUAAUACAUCACCGAGCCCAGAACAGUUGAAGUGCACGUACAUCGAGUGUGGACCACUGCAGGGUCUGUGUGGAACAACAUGUUUCUCAGGAGCCAGGAUCUGCUGUGACGAUGUCAUCCAUGACAUAAAGGCUGGGUUCGCGUGCUGUGGGAGUCGCUAUGAUCUGAAACCAUCGGAUGAUGCUGUCUGCUGUGGUGGAAAAUUCUUCUCUCCCAUACGCAACUAUCAGUGCUGUGGAACCAGAUAUGUUGAAGUUCGAAGUGGAGAAAUAUGUUGUCCUGACUCUGUGGAAGAUCGCAUCUCCAUUGGUUAUGGUGACACAUGCUGUGAGGUUAUUCCUUUCUCCUCCCUUGGGUCACAGUUAUGUUGUGCAGGGAAGUUGUCGAUGCGGUUUGGUCAGCAGUGUUGUGGCCGACAGGUUGUGAAGGACACGGCUGUGUGUUGUGGUGGAGGAAGUGUCGGGGAGGCCUACAUACAGCAGAUUGGUCGAGUGUGCUGUGGAUCUCAGUAUGUCGACAACAAGACCUCUCUGUGUUGUGUCAGUGACACUGGUCAUACCAAGGUUCAUUACUAUUCCAGUGAAACAGACAGGUCAUCUGCUAAUGAGCAGUGUUGUGGUUUAGAGAAGGUCUCUCAGGGACUCAGUUGUUGUAAUUACGUUGGCUACAAUUCAGACACUCAGGUGUGUGCUGACCGGUCCGUGACAAUGUCAGGUUGUGGUAGCGGUGUGGUCUGCCAGAAGCAUCAAGCAGCCAGUGCGUUCUGCAAUCGCUGUGACUUCAACACGUCGGCACACAGCUGCACGGCGGUGACGGGCUACAUUGAGAAGACAUCGCCUACAUCACCCCCCACCACUUGCUUCUCAGAUGUCAAAACGGUUUACUCUGGUCUGGAGAUGUCUUACACAGAUAGCAGUCUAUCUCCACACUCGAGGUACAAGUACUCCGUGUCCGUUGUAAACAGUGCGGGUGUGAUGACGAGUGACUUCAUCGAGGUGACCUCUCUACAGGCCGCUCCACAGGACGUCAGACCGCCAGUGACCAGGGUCCAGCCAGAUAUGUUAUACAAGAUAUACCUUACAUGGGAUCCACCGGGAAAACCUAAUGGGGAGAUAACUCAAUAUGUGCUGAAGAGGGACACCAUUGAGCUGUACCGGGGGCUGAAGACCGAGUUUACUGAUGAUUCAGCUAUUGUCCCAUACCGUACCUACUCCUAUAUACUGACUGCUUGCACUAGUGUUGGAUGUACAGACAGCAAUGUUGUUAGUGUUGCAACAGCUCAAGCCCCACCAGAGCAAGUUGUUUCUCCAACAGUCAAUGUGAUAACUUCCUCCAUGUUGCAAAUUAAGUGGAGACCCCCAGGAAAGCCUAAUGGGGUUAUCAUCAUGUACAGGAUAAUCUUCCUGGAUAUUGACAAUUUCUACAACAAGACUGAAGAUGAACGCAUGCUUAUUGUUACUAACGUGACUCCGUACACAAAGUACCGAGUGCUUCUGGAAGCGUGCACUUCAGCUGGUUGUACUCGGAGUGAUACUGUCACCGUGACAACACUCGAAGAUGUUCCUCAAGGACUCCAAACUCCAAGAAUUGUUGUGUUGAACUCUUCCAGCAUUCAGCUCUACUGGAAGGAACCUGCCACACCAAAUGGAAUCAUCGUAUACUACCAAGCUACAAGACAUGAGACUAUAGGUGGUACCAUCAUCUACAAUGGCCUUGGCCUGACAGCUGUAGACACAGGCCUGAGUCCAGGCACAACAUACCAGUACUCCAUACUGGCUGCGACGGGUGCAGGGAACACAACCAGCGGUUCCGUGGUGGUCACCAUGCCUCAGCAGACACCCAUUGACAUCCCUCCACCAGUAGUGAAGGUUCUCAGUGCCACAGACAUCUCGGUUUCCUGGCAACCAGUCACUGUUCCUGUCGCUGCCGUGGACCAGUACAAAGUCUUGUUAAAUGUCGGUCUAGAAACGGAGGUGGAAGAGGCAGUUGGACUGCUCACUGCAGUCAGUGUGUCAAAUCUGCUUCCAUUCACAGACUACGAAGUGAGGCUGCAGGUGUGUAUCAAGGACAUUGUGAAUGGUUGUGGCACCAGUGCUGCAGUAAAAGUCAAGACACAGGAAGCCCCUCCUGAGAAUCAAGACCCACCAGAUGUGGUUGCUAAAGCAUCAAAUGCUGUGGAUAUUUCCUGGAAACCUCCAAGAAAGCCCAAUGGGGUGAUCAAAAUGUACAGGAUUUAUCAGAGAGCGUACAACCAAGGUAUAGAACUGAUCAUCAAUCAAGUUGACGGAAGCAUUCUUCAUUUCACUCACGCUGGGAAAGAUGUCAAGCCCUUCACUUUGUACGAGUAUAGAAUAAGAGCUUUGAACUCCAAGGGUCAGACUAACAGUGACUGGUCGAGGGUAAGAACUCUGGAAGCUGUUCCAGAAGACAUUGGUGAACCGGUUGUGAAUGCCACAGGUUCUGUUGGGGUAUCUAUUACGUGGAAACCACCGAGGAGACCCAAUGGAAGGAUUAAUCUGUACAAGGUUCAUUACAGAGCUGUGUCUGUUGAUCCCACCACACAGAACUCCAUUCAGUCUGUGUACGUGAAUGGAAAUGUGACAGCCACUUCUAUCAGUGGAUUGUUACCAAACUGGCAGUACGAGAUCCUGCUGGAGGCUGAAAACAGUGUUGGAAGUGUGAACAGCUCAUGGGUCAGGAUUACUACUAACGAGGCUUCACCAGCAGGCUUGGGCAAAUUCCAGGUUGAGAAAAUUACAUCAGGUUAUGCCGUGGUUCUGAGAUGGGAUGUCCCAGCUCUGCCUAAUGGUGUUAUCACUACUUACCGGAUUUAUGAAGCUGGAUCUGAAGUGCCGAUAUAUCAAGGACUGAACCGUGUUUUCGAGUUCCGACGACUCUUUCCUUACACUGAGUACACUGUCCAGCUGGAGGCGUGUACCAAUGCUGGGUGUACUCUAGGAGUAGGCCACAAAUUUACCACAGCAGAAAUUCCCCCAACAUCCCAACCUAGUCCAUCAAUUGCAAAUGUUAAGGCUUCUGAAGUAGCUCUUUCAUGGUCAAAACCAGCUAAUCCUAAUGGAAAGAUACUGUCAUAUGAGAUACUGCGGAGGACUAACAUAAAAAGACGAAAGAGAGAUCUGUCUCAGCCUGUUGUGAUAUACAAAACAAAUAACACUGAUGCUGAACAGAACAGCUAUGUGGAUAACACUGUAGAGCCACACAAGGAGUACCACUACAGAGUGAGGACCACCAACUCUAAAGGCACCACAGACAGUCCUUGGCAAGUCGUGUUCACCAAUCAGGCAGCACCACAAGGAGUGGAAGCUCCUGUCGUCUCCUACAUACCCGAGAAUCCCAACACACUGAAGGUCACGUGGACGGCUCCUACAAAACCUAAUGGGAUUAUUCAGAGUUAUCAGAUACAGAGAAACGGCAGUGCUUCCUUGAGCUUCUUACCAGAUGUUGCUUUUGAAUACAAUGACACUGGACUCGAGGCAUUUACCUGGUACUCGUACACACUGACAGUGUGUUCAGGUGGUGGCUGCACGACCAGUCUGCCCACCUUGAUACAGACUAACGAGGCAGCUCCUCUUCAGGUGCUGGCACCAGUGGUCACUUCGGUCAGUUCCACAGCAAUCAGGGCCAAAUGGACCAAGCCGCGGAUAACCAAUGGGGAGAUAUCUCUGUAUCAGUUGAAAAUGGAUGGUGUGGUGGUGUAUGAAGGCCUCGUGAUGGAGUUCAUUGUCGGUAAGCUCACACCAUACAGAGAAUACACAUUCACACUCAAGGCCUGCACCAGUGGUGGAUGUUCUGAAAGCGGAGAGGUCGUAGGUCGGCCUUUUGAUGCUCCUCCUACAGACAUGGCGCCACCCAUCCUGCGAGUAAUGAGCUCAACAUCCAUUGAGAUCUCUUGGGACUUGCCAGUGAAUCCAAAUGGUGUGAUAACAUCCUAUGAUGUCCGAAGAGAUGGCAGGUUGAUCUACACUAACAGCCUCAGCUCUUCUGGCCGUCUUUCACAAACCUACACCGACUACAGUCUAGAACCAGGGGAGGAAUAUUCUUACACUGUGCUCGCGAGGAACAGGAAGGGAUCUAUAGAGAGUCCAUCUUCCAAAGCACAGACAUAUUCAUCUUCUCCUUCUGGCAUGGAUCCUCCUUCUCUGCUACCGGCCACCUCUACAUCCAUCCUGGUCACGUGGAAACCUCCCAUCCAACCAAACGGAGACAUCAUUAGGUAUAACCUGUACAGAGGGAAUGACAAGGUGUACACAGGGAAACCGGAUCAGCUAAGCUAUACUGUGCCUGGUCUGCAGUAUUUUACAGAGUACACAUUCCGCGUGGAGGCGUGCACUGUGCGGGGUUGUGGGCUCAGUGAACCGGCCUCAGUGAAGACGCUAGAGGCCAGACCAGAGGAACAGAGACCGCCAACUCUUCUACCACUAGGUAAUGAAAACGGAGCUCACAAUGGCGUGCUGGUCUCCUGGGAUCCUCCUCUCAAACCCAACGGACAAAUAACAAAGUAUGAGAUUAGACGACAGCUUAUCAUUGUCAAACAAGCAGGUACAAUAUAUGGAGAUACGAUUCUGGCAUACAACGGAACUGAGUUCAAGUUUACUGACCAAGACUCACGGGUCGAACCGUUCCAGAGCUACCGGUACAUGGUGACGGCUCACAACAGUGUUGGGAAGGCUGACAGCACCUGGACUGUUGUGAAGACCAAGGAAGCGGCUCCCACUGCAGUCUCUUCUCCACUUGUUGAUAGUGUCACAGCCACCACGAUUACAGUGAACAUCACAGCACCUCUUGAACCAAACGGAGUGAUACGUCAUUACAACAUUUUAGUCAACAGAUCUGUGGCAACCUCUGACACAGCUCUUCAUCAGAUAGUAGGAAUUCUACAACCUCUGAAGCCUUUCACAGUAUACCUGCUGCAAGUGAGGGCCUGCACUGGUGGAGGGUGCACUGACAGCAGGAGUAGUACGGUCAUCACAGGGAUGGCCAAACCCACAGGUCUGGCACCACUGGUGGUUACUGAUGUGACAAACAACAGUACUGCUCUCUCAUGGAAAUAUCCUGUGAACAGUAAUGGCAUCAUCAAACGGUUUUGGGUGUAUCAGCGAAGAGCUUGUCCACCGACUGCCCAGCCCUUCGAGGAGUCGUGUGUUCCCAGUGAUCCUGUUAAAGUGUACGAGGGGCUCGAGCUGACCACAUCUGUCAGUGAUCUCUCGCCAUAUGUCGCGUACGAGUUCCAGCUACAGACGGAAAACAAUGCUGGAGUGGUCGACUUUCCUACAUGGGUCCGGGCAGAAACUACUGCUGCAGUGCCUGUAUAUACUGCUUUUCCAAGGCUCUCUAAGGAUGGAACCAAAGCUGUGAUUGACUGGACAAAAUCAUUUCUACUGAAUGGCCGCCUUCGAGAAUAUAUCCUGGUCGCUGAUGGGAAAGUGGUUUUCCGAGGAAUCACAACAUCACAUGGUGUUGAACGGGAAACAAAGACACAAGUUAUCAACUUUGUGGUGCAGCUCAUCACUUACUCAGGAGAAGCGGAAACACCAGUUGUGACCUUUGACCCACAAGCCAGUGGAAAUAUUGGUACAACUCCAACGCCUGUUGGUACAACAGACAAACAGACUGGAGAAAAACAAUUCUAUGAAGAAGUGUGGUUCAUAAUUCUCCUCUGUCUUGUGGGGCUCCUCAUUAUUUUCUGCCUUGCUGCAUUUUGUCUCUGGCGAAUUGGUGGGCGGCAGCCGUAUAUCCGAGAGAGGGCGCCACUGCAGACUCAUGUCAAACCACCAGGGUCCAAACAAUUCUACGUUAUUGAUGCAUCUGAUGGCAGCGUAAUUGAUACGGAGCUGAUGCAUGAGAGACACAUGCCUACGUACAACGGCCCCGGGAUGGGUGUCAUCAAUCCAGCCUUCAUCAAUGGAACCACACCUCGUGAAUUCUCCCUAGACAAGUACUCGGAAAAGUUUGACGAUAUGGAAGAGGAAGAGGAUGAUGAAUUCUGGGAGAAAAAUUUUGACAGUGGUCUAUAUGAUGAUGAUCUGGACAGCCUGAGUGAACCAGCAUACAGCUACACUAGAGAACAAACUGUUUUUACAGACACUCAUUUAUGAUCAACAAUAGAACAGUGUUAUAUUAUUCCUUAUUGGGAGUUUCACACCUCGUCUUCAUUUUCAUACAUACAUGUAUACGUCUAUUUUGAACUGUUUUGGAGUAUGUAUAAUAAUGAUUGUACACAAUUAAAAGGGACACAAUUUAUGACCAUAACUAUGUCAUUUUUUAAAUAUGGACUUUUUACCAUUAAUUAAUUAAAUUUGUAAUUAAGUCUACUUUACCAGGUAUGAACUAGGUCAUUAUUUGUGGUAUUAUCAUUUUAUUUUUCAAGAAAGUAACUAUUCAUUUUUCAUAUCCAGAAACAAAAUUAUCUUUCUGUUGCUUUGACAGUAAUCAGUGACAUGAUUUAAAUGCUUAGUUUUUAGGAAAGGGAUUGUGCAAUAAAAUUACAAAAUAAUUUAUUUUCACUUUGUAAAUAGACAAGAAAUACUGACAAGUACUAUUCAGAACUAUCACUCUUUUGUAUUAAGAGUAUUAAUUUUAUGAAAUUCACAACUUGUGGGUCAAACAAAACAAUUAUGUUUGUACCUUUUUUAUAUUUUAAGGUACUUUUCAAGGAUAUACUUGAAAAAAAUAAUGCAAAAAUGUUUGAAUAUUUAGUAUUUUUAAAGUUUGUUUCAGUAUAUAUAUAUAUAUAUAUAUAUAUAUAUAUGGAUCACUGAUGAUGUGUUAUAUGUUCUAUCGUAGUAUUCUCAUUUUUGUCGUUUAUUGAUCUGUGGAUACCAACCAUGCAUCAUGGUAUUUGAUCUCAUUUUGUAUGCACUUAUGUUUCUGUGUGUGUGUAUGUGCUGUAUAUAAUAUAUUUAAUAUACGCGUGUGUAUAUAAAAUGUAACUAUGUUUCUAUGCAAUCACAUCAAGGCUAUUCUUGCACUAACUAUGCAAUUCUAGUUUGUCCAGUGAAUACAAUUAUAAAAACAACACAUCACUUUGUACAGAUUUAAAAUAAAAACUUUUAAUAUCAAA
Molecule: messenger RNA, 16973 nt
Organism: Gigantopelta aegis
Lineage: Eukaryota; Metazoa; Mollusca; Gastropoda; Neomphalida; Peltospiridae
Product: usherin-like
Exons: 64
Coding region: 310-16008 (5232 amino acids)
Molecular function (GO): protein binding
Source: RefSeq, a predicted model, not a curated record